This is a messenger RNA of Anarrhichthys ocellatus (wolf-eel), 5753 nucleotides long. RefSeq names its product RNA binding motif protein 12Ba (gene rbm12ba). Gene Ontology annotation, molecular function: RNA binding. Lineage: Eukaryota; Metazoa; Chordata; Actinopteri; Perciformes; Anarhichadidae. The record is from RefSeq and is a predicted model, not a curated record. The coding region runs from base 432 to 2120 and encodes 562 amino acids. The transcript is spliced from 2 exons.
GAGAGAUGUGUAGAAGAGAGGAGGACUCAACUGGACAGGAAAGGACUCGGCUCAGAAAUAAGUUAAUGUACUGAUCAGACUGUAAUAAGUCGCUAAAUGUCGUUUAAUUUCUAAUUCAGCCAGACACAGAAGUUACUUUUUAGAGAAGUAUUGUCCUGACUGUGGCUCAGACUCCAGUCCUGUAGUUGGCGGUAAUGUGCGUCACACAUGUUGUCGAGAAAGUAAAAGGGGCGGGAGAGGGAAAAACCACAAAGUACGGCAAACGGCGCUCAUUGCGCAGUUUGGACAAAGAAGAGAGCAGUGAGGUAAAAAGAGGAGAACUUCUCUUUCAGCAUGUUGUCACGGCUAACUUGAGACAUAACAGCAACCAUAGUACUCGCAAAAAGAUCAAUUGUGGACAUCUGUGACGCCCCGUGGCCUGGUGUGAAAAAAUGACCAUAAUCCUGCGAUUGCAAGGCCUCGCUGUGAAGGCAGGUACUGAAGACAUACGCACAUUCUUUAAGGGCCUUCAUAUUCCUGAAGGUGGAGUGUACAUCGUGGGAGGAAGCCUCAGAGAGGCUUUUAUUGCGUUCACCACAGAGAGAGAUGCCCAGCAAGCCAUGCAGUACACUGAGAAUUUCCUCAAAGGGUCUCUGGUGACUCUACACAUAAGCAGCAUGGCAGAGCUGGAGCAAAAACUAAAGUCAUCGUUGAAGAGGCAGAAACCCUCCCCCAUGCAGCCUACCGUGAAGCGACCGCAUGCAGCUCCAGAUGCAAAUGCUCUACCUUUGAAUGCACAUCCUGUCAAUCCAAAUACUGCAAAUCUGCCUCCUAAGUUUGAUGUUACAAAUCUACCACUCUUGAAUGCACAAUCAGUUGAUUCCAAAACUGCCUUUCUUCUCGGGAUUUGUACCGUCCUCCAAGGUCUCCAUUCCUCCCUUCAAAGUGAAAACAGCGUUGCAGUGCCAAGUGUUGAUUUUCCCAAGGCCGACGGCCCGGUUGUGUGCGAUGAGACGAGGACACAAAAGCAAACUCUGGACUCGAGGCCAGGCUACGUCAGGCUCUUCGGUCUGCCGGCCUCCACGACUAAAGAGGACAUCUGCCAGUUCUUCACGGGGCUGACGGUGCAGGAAGCCAUAGUGAAUGUGGAGCUGGGACGUGGCCACGGCUGCCUUGUGAAGUUCGCCAACACGCAGGAUGAGUGUGGCGCUCUUCUCUUCAACCAACGGUCGCUGGGCACCAUCUGUGUGGAGGUACGUGGAGCUACUGAGAAGAUGUGGACCAAUGCGGUGCAAGAAUGUGAAACUGCUCUCGGAGUUGGGGAGAGAGUGACACCCGAGCAAAGCCCUCUCGGGGGAACUGUAAACCACAAACAAAAAAACACUUCUGCACCGCUGCUCAAGAGGAGAGCCGUCAACCAGUCGCCAUCUGAAACACCAAAAAAGCCAAGAUGUACUCCGACUAUGGAGUACAUUGUCAUGGUCACUAAUUUACCCAAAAUCAUGACCAAGACUGAAAUAAAAGAAUUGUUUGGAUGUCCAAACAUUGCACACAGAAAUGUACAACAUCUGCUUGACCUGGAAGGCAGCAGAACAGACACCGCCUUUCUGAUUUUUAACCGCACUGAGGAUUACGAGUAUGCAAUAAAUCUCACUGGCUGCCACGUGGGCUCUGAUACCAUUAAGGUCUCAUCAAUCACAAAAAAAAUGAUGUGGGACACGAUGGCCAAAACGCAUCACAGAAAUCUUAAGCAAUGCCGGAAGACCGGCACGAAGAAGGAGGAACCGAAUCAAGAGAGUAAAACAAAUCCAGAAGAGACGCCAGACGAGACGCCAGAAGAGACGCUGAGCGAGACCCCGGACCCGGCAGCUAAGACGUGCCUGUUUGUCAGAAACAUGCCCGCAGAUGUACAGAAACGCCACAUAAAGAGACUAUUUAGUAAAUACAAAGUGAGGGAGGAUAAUAUCAUCUCCCUGCAUGACAGUGAUGGCAAAUGCAUUGGUGAGGCCGUGGUUCAAUUCAAAUCUCAAAAGCUUGCUGCACUGGCUCAAAGGCACGAUGGCCAAAAGUUCCUGGGGACAAAAGUGCUUCUCACUCCCAUAAGUAUGAAGCAGAUGGAGGACAUCUUGGGAGGAAGUUGAACAUUGACGCUCAAAUGCAGACGCUGGCCAAAGAUGGAUUCUUAUUAUCUUACCAUCAAGUUUGUCUUUUAACUGUAAUUCUGCUUGAUUGCAUCAACCAGCUGAGUUUGAGUUGUUUACCACUUUGGUGUUUUUUUAAUUUUUUUUUUUUUAUAACUAUUGUUGAGCAUUUCUUUACAUUCCCUCUGUGACAUUUCCAUGUAUUAAAAAAAAUAAAUGUUUAAUUGUUGUAUGUGAUGUGACUAUAUACAGCUCUACAUCUGCAACGUUGGAGCAGGAUCUACUUUGAAACUGCAGACAUCUAUAAUGAGAUAGGAUUAACUUCAACAACAGUCAACAGGAAUUAUUCAGACUCUUUGUAGUGUAAUCUCGGGAUGAAGUCAUUUGAUGCGUCCACUGAAACUUGCUCCACCAGUAGAUAAGUGUCUCAAACACUUCUGGGAUUACAUUCGGAACGUAUUGGGGAAUCCCCCAUUAUUCUCUAUACAGCAUGGGAACUGAAGAAUGUUUUUAGUAGUUUGAUUGAAUGGACUUCAAAAACGCAUAAUUUCUCCAUUUCUUUUAAUACAACAGGGCUUUGGGAAAUGAACAAUGGUCAAUCACGUAAGUUCAGUUAAAGCUGCUGAAAACAUGCACGAGUAAUUCUGUGUAAAACUUUCCAAGUAAUAAAUCCCAUUCUAACAAAGUUAAAACCAUAAAAAAAAAGAAACUAUGCAUCUACACAAACAUUUACACAAAAUCAAAGUUUGACUCCUGCACAGUCUGAUGCGGCCAGAGGGAUGAGAAGACUGAGGUGUCACAUCUUGGAUUGUCAUUUGUAAUACCUGCUGGGACCAUCAGAGUACCUGUUUGGACCUGCAGAGAGACAAUAUGCCAAAAACAAUAUGAACAUAGAAAGAUGCUUCACGUACAUUUUGUCUACCGUGUCAUUUCAAGAAUGAGCAACAGUGAUUUCUUUGUCUUAGAGUCAACAUACAAUAUCACAACCUUCCACAUUUGAAUCACGGAUGCAUCAAAUGGAAAGGUCGACGGGAGACUUUGUGCUUACAUACCCAGGAGACUGCUAGAAGGGAAUCGGUCGCUGCUGCUGAACAUUCUGGGGGUGGUAGAGGAGAAGCUUGUGGAGCUCAUUGACAUGGUGUUCAGACUAGAACCCUGAGGAGGAAGUGAAGACAGAAAAUGUAUGAGAACACAAUGCACAUGUUGCCAAAUACACUUUUACUUGUGUCAAUCAACUAAUGAGAUAAUUCAACAACUGAGAAAUCCGGGCACAUGCAAAUCUGGUUUUCUGAGCUAGAUCAAAUGAAAAGAUGUAUCUUUAACACUUGGUUUUAAAUAUGAGAACAGGGCUGUGUGAGUAAAAACAAGCUCCAUACCCUCGAUACGCUUCUCAGUCUGUACUCCAUCAGCACAUCUGUCAGCUUCUGUGUCACCUUCAGCACCAGCUGUGCGUCAUUCUCGUUCUCUAUCCGGAAGGAAUCCUAAAAAUACAUUAAAAAAAGUUACUAUAUGUUUCAAUACAAAGAUUGAAUAAAACAGCAUUGACACAUUAGCUAAGCUGUGGAGGAACCUGAGGAAUGGGACACGUACCAGGUAAGUGAGUAGUGUAUUAGAGCGGCUGCUACUGUCUGGAGCUGCUCCCAUCAAGCCUGGCCUCUCCAGUGGUUUGUCCACUGGUCUGUCCAAUAAGCCACUCCGGUACCCAUCAGUAUGCGUCCUGCCUGGGUCCUCGAGGAGUCCUCUCCUUCCAUAGCCAUCUCUUCCACCGCCUGAUCCAAAACCAUCUCCAGUCCCAGCUGGGUGAUGACCCAUACCAUCUGGGAAAGGCCUUCGAUCCAUAUCACAGCCAAGGGAAUCUUGCCUGGUCGGAUAAUCAAAGCCACUGAAGUCGGGCUCCCCGUAGUCUCCCCCUGGAUAGUCAGAGAGAAGACCACCCUGAGAAGGAAAAUCCCCUGGAAACCUCGGGUCAGAGAACCUGGGACCUGAGAGAGCUGUUACAUUUAAAUACAGUUAUUCAUUAGAAAAACAGCACACGUGCACAGCGUUACAUAGAUUAUGCUUGAAUGAUAAGGACUCACCAAAGGGUGGUCCCUUGGGUCCCAUCCCUGGUGCUGUUGGAGGAAUAAAUUUAGGAACAGCAGUACCUGUGAGAGAGGAAAGGACAUGAGAGACGUUCACAACUUCGGUUACCGACCAACAGGAAAUACUUUGUUGCUGAACUAUUUCACAGCAGAGUAACUUACGGAGUCCUUUGAAAGCAGGUACUUCACAGGGCUCCUUCAGAAUCACCUGAAGGUCACAAAAGGAAAGACAAAGGUCAAAUCCACAAUCAUACUGUAUGAAAUAAGUAAACCUACCGCUCAAAUAUAAACAUAGGACAUUGAUGACAUUGAUUGAUAGAUAGGACUGCUCGACUGCAGUACUACAUCCUGGCUCCGAGCUCGAAGUAACGCUGAUCUUCAUAGCCUCAGUGAAGGCAGGGCUGUAACACAGGAACACCUGUGGCCCUCGUCUAAUGAGACCUUAGUGUUGAGUUUGGACGAAAAAUCGCAUGUAGGGGAGAUUUAACGUCUGGUGGGGCUUGGUGGGAAUUUAACCCAAAUCAGGCUGCUGACUACCAUGCAGGCCCAACUCCCAACCGCAUGGGGAAGUCCCAACACCUCGCAAUCGUUGAGAUGGAAGAUAAACUGUAUUAAUUAAUGCUGUGAUAACUUUAGAGUUGUUUAGUUUAGAUGUGUUUAGAUUUCAUCUUCUCACCAGUACUUUACAAUAGACAUUAGUUUCCAAUGAUCAUUAUAAGCAAUAAAAUCUAUGCCCAGGAGGAUGAAACAAGACUUCUCUGCCAUUGCUGCAGUGAUAUGUGUCUAACUCUCACCUUGAGUUGCCCUCUUCCCUCGGACUUCUCCACCGCAGCAGAAAUUUCUUUAAUUGCCUUCCUUACAACGGGGUCUUUGAUGGCCUCUUCCUCUUCAUGUACAACCUUCUCAGGAUGGACCUUUUUCUGUGUACAAGGCAGAGAAAUGUUCGAAUAGUACAAAUCAUUUUGCCACAUCAAGCCUUUGAUGCAGAUUAAGAAACCAGCAAUACUCACCAAGUAUCUGAAGCUGUGUUUCCAGCCUCUUACGUGGGCGAGCAUAUCAUGCUGCAGGCGGGAGACGGCACAGAGUUUGCACUGGUAGUGUGGUGGGACGGAUUUACUCGGGCUGCGGUACUCCCAUACAUACUGAAGACCUGUAGACAUGUGACGUUCAUUGAUUAUGGGAAUUAUAUUCCAGUCACAAAGGGAAGGAGGUAAAGUAGAAUUAUGUGAGGGGAAAUAGGCCUUCUGCUUACCAAUGACACACUCGGUGACUGCCUUCAAAAGUUUGCUGAGAGAGGGCAUGGUCUGGAUAGAUGCCCCUUUGGAGAAUACUGGAAUAAACAACCGCGGUCAACACAGAGCAAAAGCUUUAUAAUGAUCCACAACUGAGAUGACAAGGCUUGUGUCCGAAACACUACUACACAAACCUGUGAUAGAAAUAAUCAUGGUUGAGAAGACACUGAAGUAAAGACAUUGUGUUGUGUUCUUGCACUACCUGCAGUGUCUGGGGAUGACCAGUGAAUUUCAUUCUCUCUAGAUGAACUGAACAACCA